Molecule: messenger RNA, 636 nt
Organism: Odontomachus brunneus
Lineage: Eukaryota; Metazoa; Arthropoda; Insecta; Hymenoptera; Formicidae
Exons: 1
Coding region: 1-636 (211 amino acids)
Source: RefSeq, a predicted model, not a curated record
AUGGGCCCGGGUGGUAGGGAGGAGGGAGAAGCAGGGAUGAAGGAGGUCCAAACAGACCUCCCAACUCGCCCCUUAAAAGCCGCGACCCAGACAGGGCGCUGCGACCAAGGGGCCGGCAAAGAUAGGAAGAACUCCCAAGGUGCGGGGGGCGGGAAUAAACCCGCCCUCCCCAAGGUUCCUUGUGCCGCCGCGGUCACGGUGAGCUGCCCCGCCGGCAGCUACGCCGACAUGAUGCGGCGAGCGAGGAACCAAAUAGACUUGGGAGAACUAGGGAUCGGGGAUCUCAGGACUAGAAGAGCUGUUACUGACACGCUGGUCCUCGAGAUCACUGGUCCCGAAGGACACGCCAGGGCGGACGCCCUAAACAAAAGAAUGUUGGCCCUCUUCACCCACAAAAGGGACGUGCGGAUAGCGCGCCCCAUGAAAAGGGCCGACAUUUGUGUCCUUGACCUGGACGAUGCGGCCACCGUGGAGGAUAUAAUUUCCGCGGUGGCGGUCGCCGAGAGCUGCGGGCCCGGGAAAAUUAAGGCCGGGGAGAUCCGCCCUGGACCCGACCGCAUGGGGACGCUCUGGUUACGGUGUCCCCUUGUGGUCGCGAAGAGGAUUACCGGCGGAGGACGCAUACGCGUCGGGUAA